UCACAAAAAAAAAAAAAAAAUGGGGGGCGACGGGCACGUUCGGAACCGCCGGUACCAAGUGGCACCGCGGGGCCCCUGACACUCCGGGGAUUUUGGGCUCGCCGCAUCGGAGGCGUGAUGGGUCGCUUCGUGACGCCGCAGCAAACCGACGCGGCCCGGGCAGGUAAACGCAGCAGUCUCAGGAGCCUCACCUGCGAAGCUACAGCGGAGGACAGUGGAGCUCCUCGGCGGACGCUUUGCUGACGGACAGACACCGGGAGACACCUACGGACAGACAACUCGGUGUACUUUUACCAUGGGGGAGAGCCGAGAAGAUUAACUUGCAGCGGCUUAUAGUAUCCGGAGAAAGAGAGAGCCGUCUUCACCAUGAUCCGCUGAAAUUCCUGCCGCCGAUGCUUCCUUUGGGGAGUGGGUGGACCAUCUCCUAACAAAACAGAGGGGACGAGCAGAGAGGCCUUUUGUUCCUUUAUUUCAGUCCUCCGAUGGACCGAGUGCCCUCGGCACUGGCCGCUAAGAUGCGCUGGAUCACGCUGGUGCUCGCGGGCUUGACUUUCUGGGGCAAAGUGACUAUUUGCAACUGUCUCGACUACGAGGAGCCAGACUAUGAUUAUUAUGAGGAAGAGCGAGCGGAGACCAUUGACUACAAAGACCCGUGCAAAGCUGCUGCAUUCUGGGGCGACAUCGCUUUGGACGAAGAGGACCUGCGCAUGUUCCAGAUUGACCGGACGAUAGACCUCACGCGGCACACACACACAAACACACACUCCCGGCAGGGCCACACGUCCGGUGGCCUGGAGGAACACGCGGUUUCUAAGAAGAGCGGAUCCUUAUAUCUACUGCUUGAUAGAAUACGCAGGUUCGGCUUCGACUAUCUCCCCAAGAACUCCAGCGAGGGAGCUGCCAAUCCCAAGAGCCAAACUGGGAAAGGUGGGAAGACCGGCAACGUGGCGAAGAGCCGCGUUCGUCGAGCGGCCACAUCCCGAGCGGAGAGGAUAUGGCCCGGGGGCGUCAUCCCCUACGUCAUCGGAGGAAACUUCACCGGUAGUCAGCGGGCCAUGUUCAAGCAGGCCAUGCGUCACUGGGAGAAACAGACGUGCGUAACUUUCAUUGAGAAGACGGACGAGGAGAGCUACAUCGUGUUCACCUACAGACCCUGCGGGUGUUGUUCCUAUGUCGGUCGCCGCGGCAACGGGCCCCAGGCCAUCUCCAUAGGCAAGAACUGCGACAAGUUUGGCAUCGUGGUGCACGAACUGGGCCACGUCAUCGGCUUCUGGCACGAGCACACGCGGCCCGACCGGGACGAUCACGUGACCAUCAUCCGCGACAACAUCCAACCAGGCCAGGAGUAUAACUUCCUCAAGAUGGAGCCAGGGGAGGUCAACUCUCUCGGGGAGCCAUAUGAUUUUGACAGCAUCAUGCACUACGCCAGGAACACCUUCUCACGGGGGAUGUUCCUCGACACCAUCCUGCCAUCCAGAGACGAAAACGGGGUCCGGCCAGCUAUUGGCCAGCGAACCAGGCUCAGUAAAGGAGACAUUGCACAGGCAAGGAAGCUGUAUAGAUGUCCAGCGUGCGGAGAGACUCUCCAAGAGUCAACGGGCAACUUCUCGUCUCCUGGUUACCCGAACGGAUACCCUUCGUACACACACUGUGUCUGGAGAAUAUCUGUUACACCUGGAGAAAAGAUUGUUCUUAACUUCACCACCAUGGAUUUGUAUAAAAGCAGUCUGUGUUGGUACGACUACAUCGAGGUCCGGGAUGGAUACUGGAGGAAAGCCCCCCUGCUCGGCAGGUUUUGUGGAGACAAAGUUCCUGAAGUCUUGAUCUCCACGGACAGCAGGAUGUGGAUUGAGUUUCGCAGCAGCAGCAACUGGGUGGGAAAGGGCUUCGCCGCCAUUUAUGAAGCGAUCUGUGGAGGGGAAAUAACCAAGGACUCGGGACAGAUCCAGUCCCCCAACUACCCCGAUGACUACAGGCCGUCCAAAGAGUGCGUGUGGAGGAUCACCGUGUCCGAGGGAUACAACGUCGGGCUCAGCUUCCAGGCCUUCGAGAUUGAGAGGCACGACAGCUGCGCUUACGACUACCUGGAGGUGCGAGACGGCCCCCUGGAGACCAGCCCUCUGAUUGGUCGAUUCUGCGGCUACGACAAACCGGAAGACGUGCGCUCCACCUCGCACACACUGUGGAUGAAGUUCGUCUCAGACGGCACCGUCAACAAGGCCGGCUUCGCCGCUAACUUCUUCAAAGAGGAGGACGAGUGUGCCAAGCCAGACAAUGGAGGAUGUGAACAGAGGUGUGUAAACACUCUCGGCAGCUUCAAGUGCGCCUGCGACCCGGGCUACGAGCUAGCUCCUGACAAGAAGAGCUGUGAAGCGGCGUGCGGCGGCCUCCUCUCCAAGUUGAACGGGACCAUCAGCACCCCCGGCUGGCCCAAAGAGUACCCGCCCAACAAGAACUGCGUGUGGCAGGUGGUCGCUCCCACCCAGUACCGCAUCUCCAUGCAGUUUGAGGCCUUCGAGCUGGAGGGAAACGAGGUGUGUAAAUACGACUUCGUGGAGGUGCGCAGCGGCCUUUCGUCCGACUCUAAGCUGCACGGUAAAUACUGCGGCACCGAGGUCCCCGAGGUCAUCACCUCCCAGUAUAACAACAUGAGGAUUGAGUUUAAAUCCGACAACACCGUCUCCAAAAAGGGCUUUAAGGCUCACUUCUUCUCAGACAAGGAUGAAUGCAGCAAGGACAACGGCGGCUGCCAGCACGAGUGCAUCAACACAGUGGGCUCUUACGUGUGUCAGUGUCGCCACGGCUUUGUGCUGCAUGAGAACAAACACGACUGUAAGGAAGCUGAGUGUGAGCACAAGAUCCACAGCCCCAGUGGGACCCUGAGCAGCCCUAACUGGCCAGACAAGUAUCCCAGCCGCAAGGAGUGCACCUGGGACAUCACAGCCACGCCGGGACACCGAGUCAAGAUAGCCUUCAACGAGUUCGAGAUCGAGCAGCAUCAGGAGUGCGCCUACGACCACCUGGAGGCCUUCGACGGCGACAGCGACACGGCGACCAUCUUGGGUCGCUUGUGCGGCAGCAAGAUCCCGGAGCAGCUGGUCUCCACCGGCAACAAGAUGUACCUCCGCUUCAUUUCUGACGCCUCGGUGCAAAGAAAGGGCUUCCAGGCAACCCAUUCCACAGAGUGUGGCGGUCGGCUGAAAGCAGAAGCUCGCCUGAAGAACCUUUACUCUCACGCCCAGUUCGGGGACAACAACUACCCGGGCCACACCGACUGCGAGUGGCUGCUGACGGCCGAGCAGGGCUACGGCAUCGAGCUGAGCUUCAUCACGUUUGAGGUAGAGGAGGAGGCGGACUGCGGCUACGACUACAUCGAGCUGUACAACGGGUACGACGCCAACGCACACCGACUCGGCCGCUUCUGCGGUUCAGGGCCGAGGGAGGGGAUCUACUCACCCGGAAGUGCCAUGCUGAUCCGUUUCCAUAGCGACGACACAAUCAGCAAGAAGGGCUUCCACGUCCGCUACACGAGCACCAAGUUCCAGGAGACCCUUCACACCAGGAAAUGACCCUCAGACGAACGAAGCCUGUGACCUCUUGACCCCUUGUGCAGCCCCCACGCCACCGUCACCCCUGACCUUCACCGCGGCACCACAUGAGAAAAAAAGUACAGCCCGCCCCCCCCCCCCCCCCCCCCCCACUCUUCUCUGUGACGUCUGUGGACGCUCGCCAGCAGGCGGGAGGAAGGCGACGCUUAAAAGACACUUUAACGUGGACACGGGUCUCCCUCUGCGGCUCCACGCCGGUCGUCGAACGCUUCGACCCAACGUGACGACUGAGCGAGACAUUUCUGCGGAGGAGCUUUCGCUGUGGAUUCCAGCUGUCGCAAAGCAAAAGGAGCACAAACGAAACACAAGAGACUCAUGUAAAACAAUUCCAAGCUACGGAUGGGUGAGGAGCAAAAUGCUUCCAAACCGGGGAGUUUGGAGACAUUUUCACGACUUCCUUCAGACGGCGGCUUACUGUGAUGAGACGGCUUCUCAGACCCACAGUGACUGAGAGGAAACUUUAAAUAGACAUUUUUAAUGCCUUUGAUGCCUGGGAACUGGCCUCUUCAGCCCAGCUCAGAACGGCUGCAGAUGAUUUCAUGUCUUAUUGUAAAACUCAUUGUGUUUACUGUGUGUGUGUGUGUGUGUGUGUGUGUGUGUGUGUGUACAGAGAAAAAGAACAGACAAAAGUCUGCCAUUUGCCCCUUUUUGCUUAAAGCUAAUGCAGACGACCAUUGCGCUGUGGGAAAAAAAAAGCGAAUGAGGAAUUUCCAAAUGAUCUGUGAUGUUAAUGUUAAGCCUUGCAUUCUGUGUAUAUGUGUGUGUGCGCGCGCGCGUGUGUGUGUGUGUACAUGCUGUUUUUAAGUUUGCACCGUCUUGUAACAAACUUUUACGGAUGUUUCCGGUUUCCACCUCACCCCAAAAUAAAAAGUGAAUAUCGGAAAGGGAAUAUUUCCAUCGCUGUCUCUCGGAACGACCACCAGGAGAGAUUCCCAUGGUGCUAAAAAUAUAAAUACACUGAAGGAUGAGGUUGUGGAGACACAGUCAGGGUGCAAACAGCACACUGCAUCGACAACAUUAGUCCUGUGGAACUACAUUAUUGCCUUAGAACCAAAACGUAUGCUGUAGAUGGUCGCUCCUAUGCCCCUGUGUCCGUGUAUUUCAUUGGUUUUCGAGAGCUUGACAACAAACAAAAAAAACAAUGGAAAUGUCGUCCGUGUGUGAGAUGGGAGUGUCAAUGAUGCAUGCGUGUCAUUAUUUGAGAUUCAUGCUCCCACAUCCACAAAAAAAACUCACUGGCGUGCGUUUUCCCAACAAUCUCAGCACACACUUUUUCCCCCUUUCUGUGUAUUUGGAGCGUGCCGAGCAAAGUGAUGUAAAGAUGAAGGAACAUCAAGGUGCAUAAAGGAUGCAUUGUGUGUUUUGUUAAAAGAAAACGUGUAAGUGUGUGUCAUAGGUGAUUAUAGAGAAAGUAAUGCGUGUGUAUGUCUGUAAACUGUACGUUUUUAAGUUGAAUCAUUCAUCGCUGUACGUGCCAAGCUCCAGGUGACCCUGAUCCACAGUAGUUUUUGUUUUAUCAUUCCACCUGUGUCUGUAGUUCAGGGACGCUGACAUGACGUCCCCCUGCAUCAGUCAUUAAAAUACACACAGGUAAAAACAG
Molecule: messenger RNA, 5208 nt
Organism: Pungitius pungitius (ninespine stickleback)
Lineage: Eukaryota; Metazoa; Chordata; Actinopteri; Perciformes; Gasterosteidae
Gene: tll1
Product: tolloid-like 1
Exons: 22
Coding region: 483-3569 (1028 amino acids)
Biological process (GO): proteolysis
Molecular function (GO): calcium ion binding; zinc ion binding; metalloendopeptidase activity
Source: RefSeq, a predicted model, not a curated record